Molecule: messenger RNA, 585 nt
Organism: Echinostoma caproni
Lineage: Eukaryota; Metazoa; Platyhelminthes; Trematoda; Plagiorchiida; Echinostomatidae
Source: the annotation of a GenBank genome assembly
AUGGUUCUCUUUCAUUUGCACGAUAUAAUUAUUUAUCGAAUUUGCACGAUGGCCGAGGAACGUCCACCAGUAUGCGAUACGGAUUUGGACCUAUUGGCUAUUAGUUUUAAACCAGUAGCUUUUGUGAAAAUCCAGACUUCCGUGACCGCAAUCCAUGCACAACUAGGUACAGUUUCAUGUCAUCCAAUCACCGUUCACGAAGCUCGACCAAUGGUACACCGGGCGAACAUGACAUCCGAGUUAGCACAUAUGAUACGUCGUUCGGGUUGGAGCCAAUUCAGUUCUGAGCGGUACAGUUCGGAUUCUCGUAUUCCUAAAUUCAAUACUAUUCCGAUUACUACAAUUUGGCGUCACGCAAUGUACAUUCCUGUCAUUGAGCCAUUGAACCUGCCCGGAAGCCCAUGCCCUGCCUGUUCCGGUAACGUUGGUGGCAUGAAAUUACCGUCGGUAGAGUUGGAAGUGGACGGUGAACCUAUGUUCCUAAAACGACGCGUCCUCCCAUACGGUCAACGGGAAGAUGUCUUGAAAGCAUUACAGAAAAUUGAGCAGGAAGGUGUGAUGAGCAAAGUUGAAUCCAGUGCCUGA